CAUGGUCAGUGAGGAUCAGAAGGGGCUUUAAAGCUCAGUUUGAUGUCAGAUAGCAGAAGAUCAUGGCUGAUAAAGAGGAGUUGGGGAUCAGGCUGAAGAAGCUGCUGGUGAGGAUGAAUCUUCAAGAGGGGAAACAGCUGGGCACUAUGGUCCAGAUCAUACAGGACCUGCUGUUCCUGUCCCACACAGAUCACUGUGUUGAGCUGUUUGCGGAUCAAAACGUCCAUGUGCCUCUGAUGCUGGUGCUGUCAGAGCAUCUCAACAGCAAAGUUCAGCAGGUUGGCUGGUCUCUGCUGUGUCGUCUGAUGGAGAUCUGUCCAACCACUCUGGAAAGUCUGACCAACCCAGUGGACUAUGAGUUUAUAGAGGUGCACAAGCAGAUUCUUAAGGUGCUUUCAGUGUAUCAUAAUGAAGCCAAGAUGAUGAUGGUGGGCCUGAGAGCUCUGGCUCUGCUACUUAAGUCAGGUGAGAUUGUGAUGCAGGUUCUGGAUGAGGAGGAAGUGGAUGUGUUUUUCCUGGUCCUGGAGGCCAUGAGGUCUUUCGGUGACAGAGAAGAGGUUCAGCUACAGGGAUGUGCUGCUUUACAACUACUGCUGCAGACAGUGUCUGAGGAUCAUCUGGUGGAGUUCGUUGAGAAGAAGGACCAUGCGGUGGUUUUGAAUGCGCUGAGCCGGUUCAUGGACAGUGAGAAUGUGGUUCUGCGAGUGCUGAGGGUCCUCGUACCACUGGCUGCUCCGGCCAGCAAUGUUGAGAUUCUGAUGUCCAAAAGCGUUAAAUGCUACAGCCUAGCGUGUCAGGCUAUGGAGACGUGGCUCGACUCUGAGUCGAUACAGGAGGCCGGUUGCUGUUUGUUACGGAAAUUGACAUCAGAGAGUUACUACAAUAUAUUGGUGCUGAAUGGUGUCCAUAAAGUAGCAGUGAAAGCAUGUGUCUCGUAUCCUGAGAACGCCACAGUGCAGAUCCAAGCCCUUUCCUGUCUGAGCGCGCUCGUGGAGUGUGUUGUGCAGAAUGAAGGGUUGGAGAAAGGGAGUGAGGAGGACGAGGUGGGACAGGAAGUUGUGUCCACUGAAGCGGAGGAGAUGCUCGUGUGGAGAGAGGCCUGUUAUACGGCUUUACAGAGACAUGCUGAAGACGCCACAGUACAGGAAGUGGCAUGUUGGGCCUUGAACAGCUUGCUGCUCCACUGCAACACGUCCAGCCACGUGGAACUGGAAGGAAGGCCUCCUCUUCACACACUCAUCAUGGCUGCGAUGCUGCUGCACUCCUCCAGUGUGGGGGUGUUUAAGGCUGCUACCUGUACAUUACACACACUAAUACAGCACCACAGAAGGAUGAGAGAUCUGCUGCUAUCACUUGGCAUCCAUUUCAACGUUGUGGAUCUGAUGCGGAAACACGCAAGCUCCAGUGACGUGUGUGAAAGUGCCUGCAAACUGCUUCACACACUCUUUCAGGGAGCGAGGGCCAGUCUUGAUGAAGGGGCCCUGGUUCUCGGACAGAUCCUGAGUGCUCUGAAGACACACAACUUCGUUCCUGAAGUUCAGCUGGAGGGACUCAGAGCCAGUUUAGUUCUUCUCAACCCAGACAGGAGUUUAAGAGAACAUGGCCACUCUGUAGCGGAUCCUGACACGGUGGGUGUGUCUCUGCGGGUCCUGAAGAACCAGUGUGUACUGGAGGGAGCUCACACUGUCUAUCUAGAGGCACUUAAUAGGUUUAUCAGAAGUAAGGAGAUUCAAGAGUGUGGUCUUGGCGUACUCUCGGCGCUAGCCGACUGUUCCGGAGCUGUGGACCUCAUGUGCCAGCAGGGGGCGAUCGACACGGUUCUUCAUACGCUGCAGAUGUUUCCACAGGAGCGCGACAUUCACUACUGGGCCCUUAGUCUCCUGUUUCACCUCAUCUCUAAGAAGAAGCUGUCCCGUACGAUGGUGCCUGUCCUGGCCUUUGUUUUGGUCAGCUCUGUACGGCAACACAAAGAGGACACAGUCAUGCUUCUAAAGGGAUUUCAGGCGGUGUGGAAGUUGUUGGACACCUGCUCUAGUGCCGCAGCAUGGCUGCAGAAAGAGGCUUUUGAGAAAGAGAUCUUUCAGGUCCUGCGGGAGAAGACGGCAGACGAGCGUCGAGAUCCAUUGCAGGGAAUGAGUUGCCUGUGCCUGUGUAAGAUGGUGGCGGACUCUGAGAUCAUGUACAUGCUGCUGGAGCGAGCGUGCGAGGACGGAGAUGUGGACAUGGCAGAAUGUCUCAUUAAGCUGGGCGCUGACAUCAACAAGAAAACAAAGAGCGAUUCGCUCAUAUAUCAGGUGUGUGAUCGGGGGGCUCCUCUGGCCUUGCUGGAGCUGCUGGUUUCUGCAGGUGUUCAUGAGCAGCAGUUGCGUGGAGCUCUGAGCGUGUGUGUCAGGAGGGGUGAGGACCCUGAGGUCACGCUCCUGCUCAGGCGUUUGGGCCUGGACCGCACCAACAGCGCCCUGUGCCUCGGGAGCUUCCGCCUCGGACAGAUGAAGGCGACGUGGCUCAGUGCUCUGCUCUCUGAGUGCAGGACUCAAUCUCCAACAAGCAACAAGAACAGUAAAGGUCAGCGUUUGGCCAGACAGAUCUUGUCACUCCAGAGGAGGAAAGAGUUUUCGGGAGUCAGUAGAUUACAGAGUGAUGUCAGCACAUUCGGAUACUUUACGGACGAGGAAAGUGACGACUCGCACAUUUCCUUAGAUGAAAGCUUAGUCUUCAUGUUUGAUGACUUGGAGAGUGACGGGAGUGACGGACCUCCACAUGGAUUAUUGCCUUUCAACGAUUCGCCAGAAGAGGGCAGAAAACCUGCUUGGAGAAAUCACAGUCGGCGUAGACGUGCCAAUUCAGAGGGAUGUCAUCGUGAGACAGAUCCAAGCAUCCCUCUGUAUAAGCGCUUUAACUCUCACAACACCAGAGGGCAGGGUUUCAUGGAGAGCUCGACUCCUGGUGCAGUUCCUCCGGCCAUAGACAAAGACCCCAUCCGUCUGCUCGACCUAUCAGGGAACGAGCUGAGCAAUCUGUCCUGUUUGAUGGAUGUGAGCUCUCUUAAGCGACAGAUCGAAAACCUUCUUCGGCUUGAUCUGAGCAAAAACAGUCUAUCAGAGUUUCCCAGUGUUCUCUGUCAGAGUUUAAGAAGUCUAACCCGUCUAGAUCUCCAAGGGAACCAGUUGCAGUCUCUUCCCGGAGAACUCCUGCGUUUGCCGGCUCUGAGCGUGCUCAAUGUGUCACACAACUGCAUCGGUCCACAUCUGCUGCUGGACCCAGCUGUGUGCAGUCCAUCCUUACGCCAGCUCAACCUGUCCUUCAACCAGAUCACCGUCUUCCCCUUCCAGCUGGGCCAGGCCACGGGCAGACUGGAGGAGCUCUCGCUGGAGGGCAAUCAGAUAUCAGAGCUGUCUCUCCCUCUCUGUCUGGCUGAAUUGAAAGUUUUAGAUGUCAGUAAGAAUCAGGUUAAAAUGGUUUCAGACAACUUCCUCACUGAAUGUCUCAAGAUGGAAACUUUCACCGCUUCUGUUAACCAAAUCAGUUCGUUGUCACACCUUCCCUCAAAGAUAACCACAAUUAAAUUAUCAAUGAACAAUUUUACAAGUGUUCCUGAAAUAAUCAUGAACUUGCCAUAUUUGCGUUCGGUGGACAUGAGAAAGAACAGCAUUAGUGUUCUUCUGGGUCCAGCUUUGUGGGUCAGUGUAAACCUGAGAGAGCUGAUGUUCAGUCAUAAUCACAUCUCCACACUCGACCUGAGCGGCCCGGUGUACAAGUGGGCCCGACUUGAGAAACUCCAUUUGAGCUCCAACAAACUCACUGAGAUCCCUCCUCAGAUUGGUAUGUUGGAGGACCUGACGUCUCUAGAUGUCAGUCAGAAUGAAGGUUUGCGCUCUUUCCCUGAUGAGAUGGGAAAGCUGGUUCAUUUAUGGGAUCUCCCUCUUGACGGACUGCAGCUCCAGCUGGACCUCAAACACAUCGGAAGCAAAACCAAAGACAUCAUCAGGUUCUUGCAGCAGCGUCUGAAGAAAGCUGUCCCAUAUUACCGCAUGAAGCUCAUUGUGGUGGGCAGCCCGUGUAGCGGGAAGAGCUCUUUGAUUCAGCAGCUGAUGAGACUCAAGCGCUCUCAGUGGCGAUCUGAUCAGCACACCAUCGGCGUCAGCGUCCGAAACUGGGCCGUCAGGAACAAAGAAAAGAGGAACAUGCAGCUGAAUGUUUGGGAGUUAUCUGGUGCUGAAGAAUGCAGUGGCUUUCACCCUCACUUUAUGAGCUCCAGGGCUCUCUAUCUAGUGCUGUAUGACCUGAAGAAAGGACCCAGUGAGAUAGACACCAUAAAACCCUGGCUCUUUAACAUUAGAGCUGUAGCUGGACAGUCUCCUGUGAUUGUGGUUGGAACUCAUGCAGAUGUGUGUGAAGAGCGCCACCUACAGGAGUGUGUUCUGAAGCUGCGAGAGGAGCUGCUGUCUCAGACCGGGUUUCCAGUGAUCAAAGAGAACCACAUGAUAUGUGCCUGUGAGGAGUCCGAGUCCAUCAACAAGUUACGCAAAGCCAUCUACAGAGAGCUCAUUGAGUUUAAGAUCCAGGGUCAGCCAGUAAUGGGGCAGCUGAUUCCAGACUGUUAUGUGGAGCUGGAGAGGAGAGUUCUGCAGGAGAGGUCACAUGUGCCCGCUGAUUUCCCAGUGCUCAGGCACAGCAGAUUACUGGAGAUCAUACAGGAAACACAGCUGCAGCUAGAGGAGGGAGAGUUACCCCACGCUAUCCACUUCCUCAGCGAGGCCGGUGUCCUGCUGCACUUUGAUGAUCCAGUGCUUCAGCUAAAAGAUUUAUACUUCAUUGACCCACAAUGGCUUUGUGACGUCAUCUCACAGACGCUGACACUGAAGAGCACUGAUCAGUGGGACAGCACUAGAGGAGUGGUGCAGCGCUCCACUGUAGAGAAGUUUCUGGACAAAAGUCGCUGUUUCCCCAAGAAUCAUCUGACUCAGUACUUCAAACUUUUGGAGAAGUUUCUAAUAGCCUUGCCCUUUGGAGAUGACCAGUUACUUAUACCUAGCAGACUGUCAGAUCACAGGCCGGUGAUUGAGCUCCCUCACUGUGAGAAUUCAGAGCUGAUUAUUCGGCUCUAUGAGAUGCCAUACUUCCCCAUGGGAUACUGGUCCAGACAGAUCAGCCGUCUUUUGGAAGUGUCUGCUUUCCUGCUCUACGGCAGAGAGAAAGCAUUAAGACCAAACCGGAUCUACUGGAGAAAGGGCAUCUAUCUGAGCUGGUCUACUGAAGCUUACUGUCUAGUGGAGGCCUUGUCUCUAGAAGAGAACUCUGCUAGCUUCAUCAAGAUCACUGUGCCCUGCUCUCGCAAAGGUCGUGUGUUGUUUGGGCAGGUGGUGGAUCACAUUGACUCUCUGCUGGAGGAAUGGUUUCCAGGCCUUCUCGCCACUGACGUCCAUGGCACUGGGGAGACACUGCUUAAGAAAUGGGCUCUGUACAGCUUCAGCGAUGGACAAAACUGCCAGAAGAUGCUGCUGGAAGAUCUACUCUCUAAGAUCAGCGCAGAUGGUUUGCUGGUGAACCCAGAAGACCCCAGCUGUACUCUGCCCAUCUCUCAGAUCUCACCGGACCUGGUACUGAGCGACCAGCUUCCCAGCACCAUACUGGAUCCAGAGCAGCUGGAGAUGGAGCUCUCUAAAGAGUAUCUGUUGGGGGAUGGCGGUUUCGGGUCUGUAUAUAAAGCGGUGUACAAGAACGAAGAAGUUGCUGUGAAGAUUUUUAAUAAACAUGCAUCUGCGCUUUAUGUUCAUCGGCUGGUACGACAGGAACUGGCAGUACUUGGCCGGCUGUGUCACCCCAGUCUGGUGGGGCUUUUGGCCGCCGGUUGUAACCCGCACAUUCUCGUGAUGGAACUCGCCCCAUGUGGCUCUCUGGACUCGCUGUUUGAGCGUGAAAAUGGCAGUCUCAGCCGCAAACUACAGCACAGGAUAGCACUGCAUGUGGCAGAUGGUCUCAGAUAUUUGCACUCUUCAAUGAUUAUCUACCGAGAUCUGAAGCCACACAACGUUCUGUUGUUUAACCUGAAGACGGAUGCCGAGUUCAUCGCUAAAAUCACAGACUACGGGAUAGCACAGUACUGCUGCAGUAUGGGCGUCCGCAGCUCAGAAGGCACACCAGGUUUUCGAGCUCCCGAGGUCGCCCGAGGUAAUGUCAUCUAUAAUGUCCAGGCGGAUGUAUUUUCGUUCGGUCUGCUCCUGUAUGACCUUUUGACCUAUGGCGAGCGGAUAUCUGAUGGGAUGAAGUUUCCCAGUGAGUUUGAUGAGGUUGCUGUGCAAGGAAAACUACCAGAUCCAGUUAAAGAUUACGGCUGUUCUCCGUGGCCAGGGUUUGAGUCUUUGAUGAGGGAAUGUUUGAGAGAAAACCCUCAGGACAGACCUACAUCUACUCAGGUGUUAGAUCGUCUGAAUUCUGCAGAGAUGCUUUGUCUGAUGCGAGAGCUGACUCUGAUGAGUUUGCCAGGCGAGUGUUUCACUGUCUCCAGUGCAGGUGGAGGGGCAAAUGCACGUGUGUGGAUCGGGGGCGGCAGUAGUAGCCAGAACAUGGGCUGUGUGACAUCACUGGAUCUGGAGACAGGGGGGAGCUUAAACCAGGAGAUUGACAGCAGUCCUGUCCUCUGCAUGGUGAUCAUCAGAGCUCCAGGGUCAUGCGAUGACUGGUUAGUCGCUGGUACACAGUCGGGUUCACUCUUCAUUAUGGACACUAUAAACGCAGAGGUUCUGCACUGUCUGAAGAGUGUGAAUGACUCUGUGACGUCACUGUACUUUCACACUGACCAGCACAGAUGCUUAAAGAAUUACCUUUUGGUCGGGACAGCAAAUGGGACUCUAGUCAUUUAUGAAGAUUCAGUCUUGAAGGUAAAGAAUGCAGGUCCAGUGAAGACCCUCCAGGUUGGUGAUGUAAACACUCCUCUGAUGUGUAUCGGCCCCUCCAAUCACCCUCAGGAGCGCAAAACGCUGUGGGCAGCCUGUGGCACCCAGGUGAUCUGUCUCACAGUGGAUUACAACAUCUAUAGCAGCAUAGACACCAAACAGCUCCUCCCGCAGCUGGGUCGAGUCAGCAGUGAUGCGUGUAUAUCACGGUUAGCGGUGGACAAACAUGUGUACGUGAGUAAAACAGGAAGCCACACUGUGGAGGUCUGGGAUAAGAAGACUGGGAGGAUGGUGAACCUCAUCGACUGUAUGCAACUACUUGGAUUAAGUUCCACCAAAAAGCCCAAAGCCCGGGAUGAGGACCAGUCUAGACAAAAGGCGCCAUCUUUGGCGAUUGUUAAAGCUCUGUUGGUCCAGCACAGUGGUACCCUGUGGAUUGGGACUAAAAGCGGACACAUGCUGUUGGUGGAAGUCUCCAGCUGUCAGCUCCUGCAGACCUUCAGCCCUCACUGCGACUCGAUACGCUGCAUGGGCUCCGUGAUGCUCGACAUCCUAAACCGAAAGAGUGUUGUUCUAGUAUUGGGUAGACGGCAACGCAUGCCACAAGACCAAAUCAAAAUGCAAUUAGCUGAGGAUUCAGUGCUGACGCUGUGGAGUAGUUCUCUUCCUCUUGAGGUCAGAGAUCUGAUCAGACACUGUGAGCUGCGGGACAAAAUCACCAGCAACAUGAGAGAAACACUCCACAACUGAACACACUCUCUGUCUGCGCAUCAUCUCCUCUCAUGCGUCAGCUG
Molecule: messenger RNA, 7690 nt
Organism: Rhinichthys klamathensis goyatoka
Lineage: Eukaryota; Metazoa; Chordata; Actinopteri; Cypriniformes; Leuciscidae
Gene: lrrk2
Product: leucine-rich repeat kinase 2
Exons: 51
Coding region: 63-7646 (2527 amino acids)
Biological process (GO): protein phosphorylation
Molecular function (GO): protein binding; protein kinase activity; ATP binding
Source: RefSeq, a predicted model, not a curated record